Molecule: messenger RNA, 2334 nt
Organism: Penicillium diatomitis
Lineage: Eukaryota; Fungi; Ascomycota; Eurotiomycetes; Eurotiales; Aspergillaceae
Product: ubiquitin-specific protease UBP14
Exons: 6
Coding region: 1-2334 (777 amino acids)
Biological process (GO): protein deubiquitination
Molecular function (GO): zinc ion binding; protein binding; cysteine-type deubiquitinase activity
Source: RefSeq, a predicted model, not a curated record
AUGGCCUGUGUUCAUGCCGGAGCUACAGACUUGAGACCUCCUGGUCCUACUCAAGACGUCUACCGCGAAGAUUGCACUCAGUGCUUCGACUCUAUUGAUGAUGAGGCUGGUCUGAAUGUGUGCCUUCAUUGCUUCAAUGGAGGCUGCGCUGGAGACAGAAACCAUGGUCUGCUCCACUUUCAGCGCUACGGCCAUGCGCUGGCUUUGAAUAUUCGACGGACUCCGAAGAAACGUGACGAGCCCCCCCAAAAAGUGUCCAAGCUCGCCAUUGCCGCCGAAACAGAUGAAGAUCGAUACAACGUUGCGACGUCUGUCAUUUGCUACGCAUGUCCUAGCGAGAACGUCGAUAAGAAUACGGGAAAUAUUCCUGUCGUAAUUGACGGAGUCAUGAAUGCAAUGUCUUUCACCAAGCGGGAGGAAGUCAAGGCGUGGGAGCAAGAAUUUGUGCCCUGUGAGCAUACAUUAUGCCUUGUCCAAGCAGACAUGGGCGAUGCAGGAACCAAAGACUUGAAUCAAUGCUCAGCAUGCGAUCUGAAGGAAAAUCUGUGGAUCUGCCUCGAAUGUGGAAACAUUGCGUGUGGACGUACUCAACACGGAGGGGCAAGAGGGAAUUCGCAUGCUCUGGCUCACGCUGACUCUACAUCCCAUGCUGUUGCUGUCAAGCUAGGAUCGAUCUCCGCGGAAGGGACGGCCGACAUCUAUUGUUACAGAUGUAAUGAGGAACGUACAGAUCCCGAGCUGGCCAAUCACCUUGCUCAUUGGGGCAUUCACUUGGCUGGACGCACCAAGACAGAGAAAAGCCUAAUGGAAAUGCAGGUCGAGCAUAAUAUGCAAUGGGAGUUCUCCAUGACCUCCGAAGAUGGGCGUGAGCUAUUACCAAUCUACGGGCCGGGCUUGACUGGAUUGGCCAAUCUUGGAAAUAGCUGCUAUCUUUCCAGUGUGAUGCAGUGUAUUUUUUCCACGCCAGCCUUCCAGAGUCGUUACUACGACCCCAACGGACAAUCACCGCAUUGCCAGACGCCAGCGCAGGAUCUUGAAACUCAAAUGAGAAAGCUCGCGGAUGGCCUACUCUCGGGGCGUUAUUCCCGACCAGACUCACGGGUCGCCAUGUCCAUGGCGUCGUCAGAAGCGAGCUCACCCAUCCAUCAGAAGGGACUUUUACCAGCUAUGUUCAAGCAUCUUAUUGGACAAGGACAUCCGGAGUUCAAGACAAUGCGGCAACAAGAUGCAUUCGAGUUUCUGCUGCAUCUUUUUAAAAACGUCAGUCUUUCGAAGCACCUUGAUGGCCGAGCCAAUCCCGUCGAGAAGUUCCGAUUCCAGGUUGAACAGCGCCUGCAGUGCCUUGUUUGCGAGAAAGUUCGAUACAAGGUCGAUGUUCAGGACAAUAUUUCAAUUGCAGUCCCCGCUCGCCGCAUUGCCGAAGUGGAGGGCAAGUUUGAGGCAGUACAAUUCUCCGAGUGUUUGGACAUCUUCACUGCCAAAGAAGUCGUUGAGCUUACGUGUCCAGCGUGCCAAAGCGCUGCAGGUUUCUCGAAACAGACCAAGUUCAAAACUCUUCCCCAAGAGCUGGCUGUCAAUGCGCGGCGCUUCGAGUUGGUGAAUUGGGUACCAACGAAGCUUGACAUUCCGGUUAUUGUCAGUGAUGAUCCAAUUGAUAUGGCCUCGUAUCUGGCCGGGAAACAUGAUCCAAAUGAGGAGCUUCUGCCAGAAGUUCAGGAAGUCGUUUCCUUUUCGCCGAAUUCAGAGGCCUUGAACCAGCUGCUGGCAAUGGGAUUCCCUGUAACUCGGUGUGAGAAGGCCUUGCACGCAACCGGCAACUCUGAUGCAGAAGCUGCGAUGACUUGGCUGUUCUCUCAUAUGGAGGAUUCGGACAUUGACGAGCCAAUGGUGCUUGACCAAAAGUCUGGCUCGCAUCGCUCUGCCGGUCAGGACGAGUCUAAGAUCGCUCAGCUUGGCGAGAUGGGUAUUGAACCAUCUCGUGCGCAGAAAGCCCUUGCUGCAACAAACGGGGAUGUUGAGCGAGCCGUCGACUGGGUGUUCACUCAUCCUGAUGACGGGGAUGAGGCCAUUGGAAACGAUGGAAAUGCCGAGGUAGCGCAGACCUCUGAGCCUGUCGGCUACGGCACUGUGCCUGCUAGGUAUCAACUUCGGUCGAUCGUGUGCCACAAAGGUACCUCUGUUCACGCUGGUCACUAUGUGGCGUUCAUUCGUAAGACAAGGGCAAGCGGCCAGUCCCCGUCGUGGGUACUUUUCAACGAUGAGAAGGUGGUGGAGUGCGACAAGGUUGAUGACAUGAAACAGACUGCCUAUCUGUACUUUUUGACUCGGGUCUAA